Messenger RNA from Danaus plexippus (monarch butterfly), 6525 nucleotides. RefSeq names its product headcase protein (gene heca). The record is from RefSeq and is a predicted model, not a curated record. Bases 225 to 1460 code for a protein of 411 amino acids. NCBI's taxonomy places the organism in Eukaryota, Metazoa, Arthropoda, Insecta, Lepidoptera, Nymphalidae. The transcript is spliced from 5 exons.
CCGCCUCUCGCUGCACCCCCGCGACCCCUCGCUCGCCCGCAAGGUCAGCCCCGCAUGCAGGCGGGUGGCGCGGCGGCGCGGCGACGCGCUGCGCUCUUGAAAUUUCGCUUUCGUUCACUCGCGGUUAUUAGUCGGCCGCGCGCGCUCCGGCAAGCAUGUGUCUCGCGUGACGCGUUACAGUACAUCGCCAGCACGUUCGAUUUCAUUCGAGUCGAUCGUGAGGCAUGGCUCCACGACGACAAGGCGCCACCGGGGAACGGGAGUCGGAGGACGCUCACGGCUGUUGUGUACCCGGAGAAUGUCUCAGACCUCGAGAACCUGUGCGUGUUGAGGACGCAAUUCGCGUACUAUGCAACAAUGACACGUGCGCCGCCGGCCGAUACAUGCACAGAGAAUGCUUCGAGCAAUGGGAAGCCGGGGUACUCGCUUAUCUGAAAUCGUGCGGCCGCGCCAGGUCCUGGUCAGAGAGGCAAAGACAUCAAAAUCUGUGGACGAAGAAGGGCUACGAUCUAGCAUUUAAGGCCUGCGGUUGCCGAUGUGGGCGAGGACAUUUAAAGAAAGAUCUCGAUUGGAUUCCACCGGGAACAGCUAUCAGGGCCGAGGAAGAGAAGAAGAAGCGUAGGCGAGCUCGUCCUGGCAGGACUCCGGCGGCGGUAGACACGCGCUCAAGGGCGUUCAGUCUUUCAAGUUCAGGGUCAUGCUCGCCGCCAUCCGCACCUUCGGAGCCAUCGACAAGCCCGACACACGCUCCACCACACUCGCUGACACCAGCCAAGAGGAACUCUAAGCCCGAAAUAGUAUCCGACAGAGUUAGGGCGGGUGCUGGCGCGAAUGGCAUAUUUUCAAGACGACUAGACUUCUCCACAUUCAACCUGCUCCCCAAAUAUAAAGUCAACUCGUAUCAGAUCAAGAUUGAGGAUGAAGGCAACCAUGGCAACGAUGACACACGUUUGUUCAUUCUAUCCACCUUGGCUGGACAGCACAAGCCCCGUGUAUCAUGUGCGUUGUGCAAGGAAACCCUCCACGUCUUCGACCGAUAUCCUUUAGUGGAUGGCACAUUCUUCCUUAGCCCUCGACAGCAUACCAGCAGUGCUGUUGAGGUAAAAGUGGAAGGACGCACGCAAUUUUUAACUUGCGUAUGCAUGGGAUGCCUAGAGCGAUGUGACCCUGAACGCACAAUUCGCUGUCGUUUUUGUGGGCAAAAGUGGGAUGGCUCCUCGUUGGUGCUCGGUACCAUGUACUCUUAUGACAUCUUUAUGGCGACACCUUGUUGCGCUGAAAGACUGAAGUGUAACAACUGCUACAAGCCGCUUCUCCAUCCACACCAGCGGCUGAACUACUCCGACUAUUCGCAUCCACUAACAUGCCCGCACUGUCGUGUGGUGGACACGCACUUCGUUAAGCCGUUGUCCUACUGCUUCACCAAACGGGUGUUCCCGUUAUUCCAGCAGUGGCCAUAACAAACGGCGGUGCCGGGGCCAUCUCCCGGCACCCCCCCUGACACGUGGGUGGCGCCAUCGCCGCGUCGUUCCCCGCCAGCAUUGCGCCCCGUCGUCAACACUAGCAUGGCCCGCGCGCCGGAGCCGAUAAUAGAUGAUGCCAAGUUCUUGACGCCAGCCUUGACGAGUAUAACCGAAUCCUUGUCUCUGUUGGGUUUGAGCCCCGAAACGCUCGCCAUGAGUCUAGGCGAGUCUUUGGCGGAGCGGUAUCUGGCCGCUCUCCGACCUAAGCCGGUGCCCCUGGCUUCCUGCGGCGCCCCUCGUCGCCAACCUCUAAGUGAACCCUCCAAUCUUCAAUUGUUCUCCAACGACUUCAUCGAUUAUCUGAACCAAAUCGCGUAAGCCGUGCCAUGUGGACCAGUGCGUUUAUGAACUUUUGUGCGUCCUCGUCGAGGCGCUAGGAAUAAUUUUUGUUAAAAUUAAGUUGGUAUUAUUGAAAAUAAUUUUAUGUAUCGGUUUAGAUCAUACUAUUGAUUUUAUUUUAAUUUUAUUCUGCACUUUGUUGAUUAAAAUAGUUAGAUGUUGAUUUUAACAAUAAAAAUAAUAAUUGAUAAGAGGUAUGUUUAGUGACGCCAGAAAUUGCAUUUCUUUUUGUUUUCCAUUGAGUUUUGGGCCGCGACGUUUCCUUCAGAAGGAGAUGAAAGAGAAAAAAAAAUUGUUUUGAAAUUACCUUCAAUUUCAGUGAUACUGAUAUGAACCCUAUGUAAUAGGGGUUUGAGUGGUGUGUUGUUUAGUUCAAUUUAGUUUAUUAGUUAUGUUUUAUUUUAGCAAAAUUUUAAACUUUUAAACUUAACCUUAAGUGUUAUACAAUAUUUUUGUAGUUUUAUCGCGAUUUUUCUUUUCUCCCACCAAAUAGCAUUGCAUUCACAGAAGGGGUUACGGAUGCCAUGUUAGUUAUAUAUACUUUUUUUUUUAUUUUCCAUACAUUUUCACUUAAUGGUAGGGGGAUUUUAAUAUUAAGUGAUUGCUGUGUCACCAAUAAUACGAUUAGCUUGUCGAUAUGUAUUACAUCGUAGGUAACGUUUGUAUCUGUUUUGUUUUUACUUAAAAGAUUUAAUCAAUUCAGUGAUCAGCGGAGUUUAAUGAAGAGUGUAUAGUGAUAUCAUUAUAUUUGGAAUCGUGCCAUAUCAAAUGAAAAAAUUCUUCAAUAAUCAGAACGCAUGUUAAAAUUAUAAGGUCUCCCUCCGCUUAUCACUGAACGCAUUUAUUUAUGUGAAACAAGCAAUUUUUUUUAUAUAUAUAUAUAUACUUUAAUUGGGAUAUUUCUUGGCUACGUCAUAAUUUAGACUUAAGGUUUUUUCUUAUAAUUAUCAUGGAUGUCUAUUUAUUUAUAAGAAUAGCGCUUCAUAUUACUAAGCGUAUAAGUAAUGCACAUUUACUCAUUAACGUCUUAAAGUUACGGUUUAGGUAAGUUUUUUAUACAUUUGAUACUUAUUACUCGCAAAGUGAUUACAAGUGAUAAAACUCUUAGUAAUAGUGCGUGUUUAGGGCGUAGCGGUUUGUGACCAAGUGGUGCGGUGAUGUAGGCGCUUAUAUCCUUAACGUUUAGGGUAACGUGAUAUCCGUGGACGAAGGUUCACCGUAGGCAAUAAUUCUUUGAAGACUUGAUGAUUUAUAUAGGUAAAAAUUUUUGCAUUAUUCUAAAUCAAAACUGCCAUUUACAUUUUUCUAAACUAAUCGCUGUCCCGGACGAUUCCGGGGCAUGUGUUUUGGACUGAUACGACUGUUCAUACAUGUUGCGUAGUUGGUAGAUCCGUAGGGUAUCAUCGGCUAUCACACCUAAUCACAUCACGCCAUCACGUUAUCACGACACUUCAUCACGUCACGUCAUCCGCAUCACUACACCUCAUCUGUCAUUCGUCAUCAGGCACGUUUGAGUGGCGGCGAACUGGCUCGCUAUUGGACAUGAGAGUUUCAGUACAAUAGUACGGCCUAAAAUAGUAACCAGUUCGCUGAGUGUGGUUGUUCUUAAAAUACCUCUCGUUUCUUUUGUUUUUUUUUUUUUUUAAUUUUGUACUCUCUUGCUUGAAGUUACUCUUAAGAUUGAGAAUUAUAUCGAAAGUAUGAUAGCACAGUAUAGUAUUGUAAAUAAUGCCGUUUAUCUACACGCAGAUGCUUACAAAGUGUUUAUUGAGAUAUAUUAUAACAUAUAACUAGUUUAGCCAUAAAUCGAUAGUACAUAGACAACAAUAUCAAAUAUCCCUAAUUAUUUUAACGUUCGCCGAGCUGUAGCGUCAUGUCAUAUGUUAAUCAAUUUUAAUUUUAUCGAAGUUUGCUCGUUCGAAUAUAGAAUUAUAUUUAAAAAGUUUAAUGUGCAUUUUAUGAAUGUGCGCAACCAAAAAAAAAAAAAUUAUUGAAAAAAAAAAUUAAAAAAAAGUGACGAGCUGUUGUUGGUAUAUUUAGGAAAAUAUUAAAAAAAAAAAAGAACCAGAUCAUCUGAUGGUGGCCAUGUACAAAUGAAUAAGUGAAAUGACAUUACAGUUCGGCUAUUUAGCGAAGACACAAAUUAUAGAAACAUAUUGUUUAAUAGUCAAUACAGAGCCAUCUAAGUAGAUGUUUAUAAAGGAUUAUUAUGACGCGAAGCAUCAAGUCAUAUACCCUCACUCCGGUACAAAACAAAGUAAAUACGAUAUAUUGGAUUAUGAAAUAUCCACUUUUACGAGUUUAUAAAGAGUCCUCCCAAACAAUAAGGAUCUUUUUAUAUUAUAUAAAGUAUGAAAAGUAUGACAUUACCUCUCUAGAUACUAAAAUAGAAAAAUUUAUAUAAAGGCUCCUAUAUGUUUCCAAAUAUCUUCUAUAUAAUAACUCGAUACAUAGUACUUUGAGGCGUGAAGUACAAAACACGGGAUAGCGGAUAGUCUGAACAUCUUUUAUCUUCCUCUUGAGUUUGUUUUGUGAUAUGAUAUAUUGAUUUAACCCUCUUUAGUACAAUAUAUAAUAAUUUAACAACCUUUUUACUUCAAUUACUAUAUAAUUGCGUGUAAUUUUAUAUUUAAUAUUGUUAAGUAUUUUCCUAAGUCGAACUAUAAAAUUUAGAAUCACCAGUUCAUAAAAAUCGUAACAACUGACAGUUCUUCCAUCUUAUCAAUAAUAAGAAACGUGCUGGGGUUCCUUUAACUAAAAAGGUUUUAAUAUAACCGGCUACACAUAUAAAACAUUAAAUGGAUACGAUUCGAAACGAAGGUUGUAUAGGUUAUAGGAGGCAUUUUAAUAGUUUGACUUUUCCUACAUUAUACUUCAGAUUUAAAGGUAGUACGUUUUAUUAUUCAUAUUCUACUCGAUUAGUUAUUUGUUCAGUUUAAAUAAAUGUAAUUACACAACGUUGCCGACUUCUUAGUUUAUUUGCACAUAUUUGUUAAAUUUUGUAAUUAAUGACAAUUUAUUUAGACACCGACAUUCGUAUUUCUUAAUGUUGAAUUAAAUGUGGUGUAAUUUAGUGAAUUGCUUAAAAGUACAAAGAAAGGAUUUGUUACUUUUGCAAAUUUUAUAUAAUAAAUCGAAUACAUAUUAAAAAUAUCAGUGAUCUAGAUAAUCUUUACAAAAUAGUUGCUGUGAAUCAUAUGAUAUGGAACAGUGGUUGUUUCAACAAAACGUGUGACUACCGUUGAUUUUAUUUUAAAGAAAUUUUGUUUUAUGUUGAUAAAUUAGGGACAAAAAUUGUUACUUAUUAUAAAACUAUAUCUUAGACCUAUUGAUUUUUUCAUUUUAUAUUUAUUUUAUCGUAAUUUAUCAUGUUUUAGAACAGUCUAGGAGCACUCCGUAGAUACCAUCGGCGUAAUACUUGCUGAAUUAGGUCUUAUCUUGCUUCACUAACCUAGGUUGGUUUAAGUCUAACCUACUUUUAUCGAUAAUUCUCACUAAGUAAGUUUCCUUUAAAUAGUGUGCGAAUGGGAUGCGUGUUUGUGGUCACAUUUAUAUUAAGUCAUCGUAUAUUCUUUUCAUUACUUAUCGCUAAUAAUCUCUAAUGAGAGGAUAUAUUCGUGUAUUUUCUGGUCAUAGGCGCCGCGAGGCAGCGUGCGUGUUUAGGAAGUAACGACUUCGCUAUCGUUACGUUGAAUACACUCUAUAACCCCACCCCAUACUUCUUACUGUUCACACCAUAAACAUAAUUUGUUCCAAAUAAGUUCUGUGGUCCUAAAUUGACAUAGAUCUUAAAAGGUCGCGCUUGCAAAAGAGAAUCGGGUCGUUUCUAAAAUUAUCCUCGUAAUUUCUAAAAUAAAUUUUAACGGAAACGUAAAAAUGUCCGUGAUUAAAAAUAAUUAUGGGUCGCUUAACUAUAAGUAAUAUUGUCACCUCGUGUGGUUAAUGUGGUCGUAUUAAGAAUUUGGGAGUUUAAAGAGUCAAGAUUCGAUGACCCAGAACUAAAGCUCAAAUAAUUCAAACGCAUUGGCUGAUUAUAGUAUACGGCUGUUAUUGGUUAGUGAAAGCAAAUCAUGUGUUAAUUAUAUUUUGAUAUUCGAUGUUUUCUACAUAAAAGUAGUGUGUAACCUUUUGUACUAACUGUAUUUAGGGCUUGUGUCGCGCUCCAUCGCAUUUAUCAAUUAGUGUCACGAGAUAAAUACAAUAAAUUUAUUUUUGUAUCACAAAAGUUAUGAAUGCGAUGUGAUUGUGGGUAAUACGUUACAGAAUUUUUUUCGGGAAACACCACUUUGAGAACAAUACAUAAAAGACUGUUCGAUUAAAACAAAAAAUCAUAGAUAACUAACUGGUUUAAUAUUCCGACUGAACAUUUACAAACUAUUUUCAAUAUUUAAAGACAUUAGCUUAAGAGAUAUUAAGCUGGCCAGAUUGUCUUGAAGUGGGACCGAUAUUUCACAAACCAAGCUUGCGACUCAGAAUUUAACAUAAAAAAUGAAAUGCGGAAUUGUGGUAAAAUUGGUGAUAAUCCUACGAAUUGGUUAAUGAUAAUAUAAGUUAUUGCGUGGCAAAUAGACUUACGUAAAGCGCGGGGUGUAUCAGGGUAUGAGUGUCAUAAUUUGUAAUAAAAAAAAAAAAAAAAACUUUUGUACUUUCGUAAUAAAAAUAA